CAUCGAUUAUCGUAACGUUAUAAAUACGCGGGGGCGAUGCUUCCGAAGUGGGUUGCCUCUCCCCGUUACCUCAUGGCUUCUCUCGGCUCCCUCCCCUCCCUCCUCCCCAAACCCCUCCCUUUCUCCUGCCCCAACCCGAACCCUCGCUUUCUCCCCAUCCGCGCCAAGUUCCGCACCAAGGCCGACGGGGAGAGAGGCAGCAAUUUGCCGUCGCCACCGCAAUCGGCGACGGAGAAGAAGUCCUUCGCCGUUGCCACGGGCGAAAUGUUCCUCGGCCUCGCCUCCUUGCUCCUCCGCAGCAGGAGCUCUUCCGCCCCUGUCUCAGCGCCGCCUGGCGGCCCGGAGGUGUUCCAGGAUGGGGAGGAGGCGUAUUUCUCAGGAAAAGAGGAGUCGAUUGCAUCGGUGGUGGAGGACCCGGUGGACCAGGAGGUGAUCUGGGAGCAGAGGUUGAAGGAUUUAGAGGCCGAGAAGGAGAGGAAGAAGGUGACGAGCCCUGGGUUCAGCUUCUCGGCCGCUGGCCUUCUCUUUCCCUACCAUCUUGGGGUUGCUCAGUUCCUUCUCGAGAAAGGCUACAUCAAGGAAACCACACCAUUAGCUGGCUCAUCAGCUGGUGCAAUAGUCUGUGCAGUAAUUGCUUCGGGAAAUAGCAUGCAAGAUGCCUUACAAGCAACCAAGAUUCUGGCUGAGGAUUGCCGGCGCAAUGGCACUGCAUUUCGGCUUGGGGCAGUACUUAGGGAUGUUCUUAGCAAUUUUCUGCCAGACGAUGUGCACAUUAAGUCAAGUGGAAGGGUUCGUGUCGCUAUCACUCAAUUAUUUUGGAGGCCAAGGGGGUUACUUGUGGAUCAAUUUGACUCUAAAGAAGACCUCAUUAAUGCAGUCUUCACCUCUUCCUUUAUUCCAGGCUAUCUGGCUCCCAGGCCUGCAACUAUAUUCCGCAACCGCUUGUGCAUUGAUGGUGGCCUGACAUUGUUUAUGCCACCAACGUCUGCUUCAGAAACGGUUCGUGUUUGUGCUUUCCCUGCCAAUACUCUGGGAUUGAAGGGGAUUGGAAUCAGCCCGGAUUGCAAUCCUGAGAAUAGAGCUACACCUCGACAGCUCUUCAGCUGGGCACUGGAACCUGCAGAAGACUAUAUCCUCGACAAACUCUAUGAGCUUGGUUAUCUGGAUGCAGCAGUCUGGGCUGAGCAGAAUCCUGUGGAGUCAGUUGUGAAAGACGAAGGCAGCACUAACGUUAGUCGAAGUGUGAAAGAUUUAGGCAGCUCUAAUAGUAGUCAAAUUAUGGAAGAUGAAGGUAGCACUAACAGUACAUAAUUAGCAUCAAUCAUAUGACCAAUCAUGAUGCAGGCCAUUGGAAACUCUUUUAUGAUAUCAUGGGGAAAUCCAGCUUAAAGAGAACCAGGUUAUCAGGCAGUGAGGCCGCGGAUAAUGUCCCACCCUGUCAUUUGCUCCUACCAAGUAAACAGAAGGACAACUUGUUCCAAAAGGGGGAAAAAGAAAAAGGAAAAAAUGCAAACAAGUUAGUAAGGUUUAGAAAUAUAUGCACCUAAUAUGGAGCAAUAGCCCUUUUAUGGGGGAAAGUAUUCUGGAACAAUUUAUAAUUUAUUUGGAUGGAGAAUCCGAAGUAAGGCUUUUAUAGGACAAGUAGCCAAAAUGAAAGGGCUUACACAUGAUGUCAAAAUUUGUCUUUUAAAGUUUUUUUUUUUUGCCCAAUUCAUACCAAUCAUAACUUGUAAACUUACAUUUGAAAUAUAAAUUAUUCAAUCGAUCUCAAAUUAAACUGUGGUAUGUGAAAA
Messenger RNA from Phoenix dactylifera (date palm), 1793 nucleotides. RefSeq lists its product as uncharacterized. Gene Ontology annotation, molecular function: triacylglycerol lipase activity. Lineage: Eukaryota; Viridiplantae; Streptophyta; Magnoliopsida; Arecales; Arecaceae. Gene Ontology annotation, biological process: lipid homeostasis; triglyceride catabolic process. Gene Ontology annotation, cellular component: cytoplasm; membrane; lipid droplet. The record is from RefSeq and is a predicted model, not a curated record.